Molecule: messenger RNA, 1674 nt
Organism: Saccostrea echinata
Lineage: Eukaryota; Metazoa; Mollusca; Bivalvia; Ostreida; Ostreidae
Product: neurogenic locus notch homolog protein 2-like
Exons: 16
Coding region: 1-1674 (557 amino acids)
Biological process (GO): heterophilic cell-cell adhesion; establishment or maintenance of epithelial cell apical/basal polarity
Cellular component (GO): protein-containing complex; plasma membrane
Molecular function (GO): calcium ion binding
Source: RefSeq, a predicted model, not a curated record
AUGAGGGGAAACACUGUGAAAAAGGAUGAAUGCCAAACACCCGAUAUCUGUAAACACGGGUCUUGUAUCAAUACUGUGGGUUCUUACUACUGUGAUUGUCUGACGUCCCCGGGAUGGACAGGACCUGCGUGUGAACAAGAUAUAGACGAAUGUAAAAGCAAUGGAACGAAUGUAUGCCCCAGAAAUUCCGUCUGUGUAAACAGCGUUGGAAGUUAUGACUGUAGGUGUAAGCAAGGCUGGAGAGGACCAUCAUGUGAAAUUGAUAUAGACGAAUGUAACAACAUGCCCUGUAGUAAGAAAAAAGUGUGUGAAAAUAGACCCGGAACUUAUCUGUGUACGUGCAAGAAAGGCUGGAAAGGGUUUAACUGUACAGUAGAUAUUGAUGAGUGCCAGGUAAACAGAUCAAUAUGUGGUCAAAAUGGAGUUUGUAUCAAUGACAAAGGUAGUUACUCUUGUAAAUGUAAGACUGGUUGGACGGGGUCCGACUGUAACACAGAUAUAAAUGAGUGUUUAAACAUCACGUCAUCAUGUUCGGGAAAUGGUCGCUGUCUGAACACUCAAGGCAGUUUUAAAUGUUUGUGCAAUUCUGGAUGGGAGGGACCCAGGUGCUCUGUGAAAGUGCAACGCUCUUGCAUUCAAAUACCUUGUAAAAAUAAUGGAUCUUGUAUUCGAAACGCCACAACUGAGAAGUACCAAUGCAUUUGUUCCGGAGGAUUCGAAGGUGCCUUCUGCGAUAAAGAUGUUAAUGAGUGUUUGAACAUCACAUCAUCAUGUUCGGGGAAUGGCCGCUGUCUCAACACUCAAGGCAGUUUUAAAUGUUUGUGUAAUUCUGGAUGGGAGGGACCCAAGUGCUCUGUGAAAGUUCAACCCUCCUGCAUUCAGAUACCUUGUAAAAACAAUGGAUCUUGUAUACGAAACACCACAACUGGGAAGUACCAAUGUAUUUGUUCCGAAGGAUUCGAAGGUGCCUUCUGCGAUAAAGAUAUUAAUGAGUGUUUAAACAUCACAUCAUCAUGUUCGAGGAAUGGUCGUUGCCUAAACACUCAAGGCAGUUUUAAAUGUUUGUGCAAUUCUGGAUGGGAGGGACCCAGGUGCUCUGUGAGAGUACCACUCUCCUGCAUUCAGAUACCUUGUAAAAACAAUGGAUCUUGUAUACGAAACACCACAACUGGGAAGUACCAAUGCAUUUGUUCCGAAGGAUUCGAAGGUGCCUUCUGUGAUAAAGAUAUCAAUGAAUGUUCGACUAAAUGGAGGCCCUGUUCUGGGAGAGGGUCAUGUGUCAACUCAUUUGGAUCUUACUUUUGCGAUUGUUAUGGAGAUUGGGAAGGGCUCAGAUGCGAGAAAAGAAUUGAUCCUUGUUUGUCCAAUCCUUGUCCAAAGAAUUCAGUGUGUGAAACAAAAGACAGUUCUUAUCAAUGCACCUGCAUAAUUGGAUGGGAGGGGCCAAACUGUGAUCAAGAGGUGAAGAGAGCGACAGGUCCAUGUGCAGACAUGUGCAAAGGUGAGGAGUCCUGCUAUUUAGAACACGACUGUACCCAUUAUAAGCACUGCUAUGCUAGGAAUUUUGCUUGUCACUGUACAUUGAUGAAGUGUGCAUUUGGAACGUUUUGGAGUUCUUCCCUCAACACAUGCGACAAAGUAUCUAACGUACUUUGUAAAGCGGACAAUGAUUAA